Oppiella nova is the source of this 408-nucleotide messenger RNA. NCBI's taxonomy places the organism in Eukaryota, Metazoa, Arthropoda, Arachnida, Sarcoptiformes, Oppiidae. The record is from the annotation of a GenBank genome assembly.
AUGUCACGCGAAUGGGUAGAGGAGGACAACAGCCGUAGUAUUUCGUACGACAGGAAAGAUGAGCUAAAAUUAAAACAAAGUAUAUCUGAAAGUGAGAGCAUUAGUGGUGAAGAGCACACCAAUCGUCCAAAAAUUAUGAUCACUUCUCCGUCUGCUCACCGACUCAUUAGAUCUCAAGCCAUUCAUUACUACCAUCCAUACCAUCCAAACCAUCGCCAACACAACCAGUACUCCAACAUAGAAGAGGACAGUUGGGAGAGUUGUGUGGACGUGCCCUCCAGGACAGCCUUUCCUACUACAAGCUCCGACACCACUGCCGCCGCCAUUCACUCGAUGCCAGAGAGCGUCUCCCGGGCCUCGUCUCAUACAACCAGUCAAUCAAAUCAGUCCAACCCUUACAACAGAUAA